AUGUCCAAUUUUCUGAGAAAGCUCUCAGUUUCGAAUAGAAACUCUCUCCUUCGCAUCAUAGCAAUCGCUUCUGCCGGGUCGGGUCUUCUGAGCAAAUGUAGCAGUGAAGGUUCCUGCGGGUCUGCAGGAAUUACGCAAUACAUAUUUCCCCGCCCUUCGUUACUUUCAUCGGAUCAAUGGCAACCUGGAACGCUUCCAUUAUUUUCUUCUAGAGUUGGUUCGGUUCCAUCAUCGGAUAUAAAGAACGACAACUCUGAGGCAGUUGGAGGCGACCACAAACCAUGUUGCAAUUGUUUGGGGAGAGAUACAAUUGCAAAUGCUGCUGCUACGGUUGGUCCUGCUGUAGUCAAUCUUUGGGUUCCACAGGGUAUAUAUUUUGAUCAGGAUGGUACAAUUUUAACAUGCGCACAUGUUGUGGUUGAUUUUAAAGGCAAUAUUGGUUCAGUCAAAGAAAAGGUUGGUGUGACUUUGCAAGAUGGUCGGACAUUUGAAGGUACAGUAGUAAAUGCUGAUUUACAUUCUGAUAUUGCAAUUGUAAAGAUACAUUCAAAAACCCCGCUUCCGACUGCAACACUUGGCUCUUCCAGUAAGCUUCGUCCUGGGGACUGGGUUGUUGCUAUGGGAUGUCCAUUUUCUCUUCAGAAUACCAUCACAGUUGGUAUUCUAAUGUAUUCAGAAUAAAUACUCAUUACAAAAUUUCUAUGUACUUUUAUCCAUUAUAUAUAUGUGUGUGUGUGUGUAGAUUAUAUGGUUUUAAAAGAGUCUUCCUGUCAAAAAUUCUUGGACCAUUUACAGAUUUAUGGUAUUACGUGUUGUCAGCACUCAAGUGACCUCAUGUGUCAUGUACUUCAUUUGGGUAUAAUAUGAUAGAUCUCAUGCUGGGGCUUAGAUUAAUGAAACUAUAAAUUACUGAUUCUUAAUGCCUUCUCUCAUAUUAUUC
Quercus lobata is the source of this 940-nucleotide messenger RNA. RefSeq names its product putative protease Do-like 14. NCBI's taxonomy places the organism in Eukaryota, Viridiplantae, Streptophyta, Magnoliopsida, Fagales, Fagaceae. Bases 1 to 681 code for a protein of 226 amino acids. The record is from RefSeq and is a predicted model, not a curated record. Gene Ontology annotation, molecular function: serine-type endopeptidase activity. Gene Ontology annotation, biological process: proteolysis. The transcript is spliced from 5 exons.